UUGCGCUUCCUGCCGUCGUCGUCGUCGUCAAGUCGUCGUCGCCUGUGGGGCGUUUGUUUGGCUGCUAAGCGGUCUCGACGUUAGUCGGGAUCGUUUCUGCGUUUGUCGGCGUUUAUCUUUCUGGAUUUGGGAUCGGAGUCCUUUAACUGAAGAACCUUUGAUCUCUGGCAUCCAGGAAGCUGUUUAUGAAAGCCAAGCUACUCCAGAGCAAAGAUGAGCAAGAACAAAGAGGAUCCUCCCCAUGAGCUGGAGAGCCAAUUUAUAUUGCGACUCCCUCCGGAGUAUGCUUCUACUGUGAGAAGGGCAGUACAAUCUGGAAGUGUCAGCCUGAAAGAUAAAUUAACCAUUGAAUUACAUCCCGAUGGACGUCAUGGAAUUGUGCGUGUGGAUCGUGUUCCAUUAGCCUCUAAGCUGGUUGAUCUGCCCUGUGUUAUUGGAAGCUUAAAAACUAUCGAUAAGAAAACUUUUUACAAGACUGCAGAUAUUUGCCAGAUGCUUGUGAGUACUGUGGAUGGUGAUCUUUAUCCACCUCUGGAAGAACCAGUUGCCAGUAGUGAUCCAAAAGUAAAUAAGAAAAAAGAUAAAGAUAGAGAGAAGAAAUUCAUCUGGAACCAUGGCAUCACUCUGCCACUGAAAAAUGUCAGAAAGAGAAGAUUCCGGAAAACAGCCAAGAAGAAGGCCCAGUAUAUUGAAUCUCCAGAUGUGGAAAAAGAAGUCAAGAGACUGCUGAGUACAGAUGCUGAAGCUGUCAGUACUCGUUGGGAGGUCAUUGCUGAAGAUGAAACAAAGGACAACGAUAACCAUGGUUCCCUGGCCAGCCUGGACAUCUCUCCAGGAAUAAGCGGCCAUAAGCAGGGCCAUAACUCAUCAGCUGAGCAUGAUGAACUUCGAGAGAUAUUCAAUGAUAUCAGCAGCAGCAGUGAUGAUGAUGAUGACCAAGAUCACCAUGAUGAUGAAGAUUUAAACAUCAUUGACACCGAGGAAGAUCUGGACAGACCCUCACAAAGCACACUUGAUGAAUCUGAUGAGCAACGCCAAGAAGAUGAGAAAACAAGUGAUCUCGUUCAAGGACUCCAGAAACAGAUUGAUGAGAUGAAGGACAAGCACCAGGAGACUCAGGAUAGAGCAAAACGCCAGGAGGACCUCAUCUUCAAAGUGGAAAAUCUGGCCCUCAAGUCCCGUCUUCAGGCUGUGCUGGAUGAGCUCAAACAGCAGGAAGAAGAAGAAAAGCAGCAGAUGACUACACAGAAGCUGAGGCCUGCAGUCCUAGAUCCUCCAUUGUAUUUGGUGUGAUCAGCUAAGGAAGCUGCCAUUGCUGACCCCAAACUGAUGCCCUGGUCAGCCGUCACGAGACGCUGGAGGUUGGAUGCUUCAUUCAGAUGGUUCUGUGUCAAACUCCCAUGUAUUCUUCUUGUAUUUCCCACAGUUCAAAGUUGUUGUCGAUUGUCAUGAAAAUUUCAUCUCCUAGCUACAUCUCCCCAUGCUCUCAGCCUUAUCAGACUUAGCCCUAGCCCUCUACUGUCCUAUACCCUCCUUGGUGUUAUUUCCAUUGGACCUUCUGGAGCCCCCUUUUUUGUAAAAGGAAAAGUCUUCAUUCUCAAUCUCUCCAUCUCAUACUCUUUCCAUUUUCUGCUGCUGAUGAAAAUGUGGCUCUUCUGGAAGUGUUUUUUUCUCAUUACACCUUUCUACUCUCUUACCUACACCUCUUACACUCUCUCACAAAGACCAGGAGGAGGAGGAGGAGGAGGCAGCAUAUUUCUUGCUCCACAUCACUGUUCCCACACUCCCUUUUGCCACUCUUAUUCAGGAACUCUCCAUGAUGUUUUAUGCUAUCCUGUUCUCUUAUCUGAUCUUGGUCCUUAAUGUGGUGCUCUAUAGACCUCUGGGACAUUCUCCCUCUCCCUCCCAAUCCUUGCUCUUAUACUUGUGGUCAUCCCCACAGAACCCUUGGGUUUCCUCAAGCCUCAUAUCCUCCUUUAAAUCACUCCCAAGGAUGGUCAGAUCUUAGAUGUCCCAAUCUCCCAUUCCUUGUGAAAGUAAUUAUACCCUUCCUACUCUGCUUUCUGUUUCUGUUGGCACAGUCUUAACCAGUUUAACAAUACACCGCCACCUAGCCUUUCCCUAUUGUGCGGUGGCUCGUGUUUUACCAGCAACCACCUCAUGGUCUCCCCCUGGGAUCCCCUCAUCGCCAUCCUCUGUUCCUGUUGACAGAAUCCUGAACUCUACUCAGGAAAACCACACGCAAUUGAUUUACUUAUUUGUGGGUAGGAUUGGGGAGAUUUUUUUUUUUUUUGGAGGACAGGAAGUCACUAGGAAAUAACCAUGAUGCGAAGAAAACAUUGCUGUGUAGCUCCACAGUCGUGUUAUUCUUCCAUAAUGAACUCUCUCACGGUGCCCACAAUGGCUUUUCAACUCUCCUCCAGUUCCCUUAUGCCACAGCUGUCUCAGCAGAUCAUCUCACGUGAAAAUAAAUGCCUCCCAUAACAUUGUUCAUUUCUAUUCUAUACCUCACAUUCUAACUCAGCUCUCUAUGUCUGCUUUCUGUUUCUGAGGAUGAAUGCCCUUUUCUUUAUUCUGAUUCCUACCGCCUUCCCAGGACUCUUGUUCUCUUCUGCCUCUUCUCUUCAUCCUCUCCUCAUCCAUUGGCUCCUUUCCCGCUGCCUAUGAGAUUUCCAGCCUUAAAAAAACCUUUUCAUUCACCCCUGGCGUCUCCACAACCUCCCAUCCAAUAUCUUUCCUCCUUUUCACAACAGAUAUCUAGAAGGAGUCACCUAAAACUUCUUGUCUCUGGGGUUUUUUGCCUGUCACUUUCACUUUGCUCUUUGUAACCUGGUGUCCGGCUGUACCCUCUGACCCGAAACUACUUUCACCGAGAUUUCAGUGAUCACAUAGCUGCCAAAUCCAUCAGCCUUCUCUCAUUCUUCAUUCUACUUGACUUCUCUCCAGAUUUGCUUUUGGCCAACUACCCCUUCCACCUAGAUUCUCUUUUUCUCCUGUGCCUUCUGUGGCACUAUUCAAAAACCAUGUCCCCUUUCUGUCUUGUCUUCUGUCCACCUAGCAUAAUGUCUCUGAGGACCCGUGUUCUCUCUGUACUGUCACUCCCCUUAGUGGUCACAUCGGCCUUAUGGGUUCCAUUACCGUCACCCCCAAAAUGGCCCCCAAAUCCAUCUCUCCAUCCCCGGCCUUGAUCCAGAAUCAAUUCCCUGCUGGUGAUCUCCAACUGAAUGGAUCGUUAUAUAAUUCAAACUCAGCAUGGCCAAAAUGCAAUUCAUUAAUUUCUGCCUUAAUUCUGCCCCCCCCCCUUUUUUAACCAUUCUUGUCACCCAGAUUCACAGCGUGUUUGUCAUCCUUGACUGCCCUUUCCACUUUUCAUUUGCAGUCACAUUUAAUGUCUUACCAGGUUUUCCACAGCAUCUCUCAUCAGUUCUGUUUGUUUCUAGUCAACAAAUAGAAGGAAUUAUUAGGGACGUGUGAGGUAAGUUACACUUGAAUAUAUUCAAAUUAAACAUUUCUUUACAAAGGAAAGCUGUAAGAGGAAAAGGGAAAGAUGUUGGAAGAAAUAUUUAUGAUGGAUAUAAAUGAUAAAAACUUGAUAUCCUGGUAUAGAGGGAACUAUUAAAAAUUCAUAAAAGUAGUUAUCCAAUCUACAGUGGAUAAAUUGCCAAAGGAUAUGAAUAGAUGCUUUUCAAGAGAAGAAAGGUAUAUUAAGAAUUAUUGAAGAAAAUGUCAUCCUUUCAGUUCAAAGCAAUGACUCUGAGGAUACCACUACACACCCAUCAGAUGAGGUAAUAGGUGUAAAGCUUUUUGAAAGUCCCAAAAUGCCCUAUGAAUACUAGCUAUUGGCAAAAAUAACAUUAAACAACAAAACCCCCUAAGAGCGAGUGGACCUAAUGUUUUUUUUUUUUUAAUGCUGAUUACAAAUAUGGUUUCAAGUUUUGUCUGUUAGCCAUUAUUGUCACAUGAAUUAAUUUUAUAUUUAAAUUUUUUUCCCAAGCAAAAUUGUGGUUAUUCAACUCACUUAAAAUGUAGCUACUUGAAUAUUCACUUAUUCAUUUUCAGAAGUAGGCAGCCAGUGUGCUGGUCUCCACCUGCUUUUCCUUUCUAGAGAUAUCUAGAGGGAAGGAUUCCUCAUGUUCCUCACUGAUAGUGCUUAGUUUUCUGGGAAAGGUUCCAAAUGUUAAUUUUUAAAACUGGAUCUUGAGUAAUAUGUUAUAGCUCCUGAAUUUAUACUUGAUAGGCUUUGAGAAGAUCGUUGACUUUUUGAGAGGUUAUUUUCUACCUUGUAGUUUCCCCCAAAAGUGUUUGGUCAUUAGUUAUCACCAUUCAGCCCCUCCAACUUAAUUUAACUUUUUCUGAAUAGUCGUCUUCCACCAUUUCCCUUAUUUGAGAACCUAAAAAUAUCCCUUCUUUGAUUUCAGGUUCAUUGAUUUUUUUUAUUAUAGCUUUUUAUUUGCAAGAUAUAUGCAUGGGUAAUUUUUCAGCAUUGACAGUUGCAAAACGUUUUGUUCGAACUUUUCCUCUCCUUCCCCCCACCCCCUCCCUCACAUGGCAGGUUGACCAAUAUAUGUCAUAUAUGUUAAAGUAUAUGUUAUAUAUAUACUUUAUCUAUAAGUAUACGUGUCCAAACAGUUAUUUUGCUGUACAAGAAGAAUCGGACUUUGAAAUAGUGUACAAUUAGCCUGUGAAGGAAAUCAGAAAUGCAGGUGGACAAAAAUAGAGGGAUUGGGAAUUCUACGUAGUGGUUCCUAGUCAUCUCCCAGAGAGAGUUCUUUCGCUGGGUGUAGCUGGUUCAUUUCAUUACUGCUCUAUUGGAACUGAUUUGGUUCAUCUCAUUGUUGAAGAGGAUCAGAAGAUCAGAAUUGAUCAUCAUAUAGUAUUGUUGCUGAGGUUCAUUGAUUAUUGAAAAUUUAUUUUUCAGAUAGAGGACAUCUGCACUUUUUCCAAUCCAUCGUCUCCACAAACUUUUUCAUUAGAUCAAGUUUUUGAUGAUGGGCAGCAGUAGUAAG
Messenger RNA from Antechinus flavipes (yellow-footed antechinus), 5006 nucleotides. It is a transcript of the gene TAF7L, whose product is annotated as TATA-box binding protein associated factor 7 like. The record is from RefSeq and is a predicted model, not a curated record. The transcript is spliced from 13 exons. Gene Ontology annotation, molecular function: RNA polymerase II general transcription initiation factor activity. Gene Ontology annotation, biological process: RNA polymerase II preinitiation complex assembly; transcription initiation at RNA polymerase II promoter. Gene Ontology annotation, cellular component: transcription factor TFIID complex. The coding region runs from base 214 to 1293 and encodes 359 amino acids. NCBI's taxonomy places the organism in Eukaryota, Metazoa, Chordata, Mammalia, Dasyuromorphia, Dasyuridae.